UCUGUCACAAUGGCAUAUUACGUAAUCGCAGGCAAAUUAACGUGCCUGAAUACCACCCACGCCCUCCAUAUAGCCGAAACGUUGUCCCUCCGCCUCCCAAACUUCCACUACCGGCGCAUCCUGAAAUCAGACUACGACUGGCCGAUAUGGCUGGACCAACUAAACAGUACCAACAACUGGCACGAAACCUGCUGUCCCCUAGCCUGGAAGGAAGUCGGCCAAAUGGGCGGAAAACCUCACCUCAUCGGCAACCUGGGGCACUUCUGGGAGUACUGCUUCGACUACUACGGAAUCCAGUCGUGGUUGUCCAAAACCGACCUGGAGAAAAUCAAGGCGGACGACGCCCUCAUGCACACGUCGGGGAAUAAAACCUCCUCUGAACCCCAGAAGAUCAGCAUCACCGACGCCAACACUCACCCGAUGCUGGAACUCGUCAUCUACGAGUUGCAGCAACUUUUCUCCCCCAGCACUCUGGAAAUCAAGUUGUACGACGCCAACAUCCCCGACGAUGAAGACACGGAUGUUUUCAUGCUGGAAACCCUGGAGAGUUACCAGGUGAGCGGCAAGAGCAGUCCCCAGAGCAUCGUCUUGGUGUCUACUCUUCGGGAAGCGCUCCAGAACUGUGACGUGUUGAUAGUUCUGGGGGACUACCGCAGACUUCCAGACGAAGCCGCCGACGACUGGCUCAACCGCUGCCGCCUCAACAUGAUAAUCCUCGCCGACGAGAUCAACUCCUCCGCCAGCCGCAGCCUCAAGGUCAUCCUGAACCACCCCGGCCCCAUCUGCUUCAACGCCUCCGUGCUCAUGGAGUACUGCACCCAGAUAAGGCUGAGCAACAUCGUCGCCGUGACCACCGACGAGGGCCUCUCCGUCAUCAGCACCAUCGCGCAUCAGGUGGACCGGCCCGUGGAGCACUUCUGGUGCCCCGCGGUGUGGGGCUUCUCGGGGAUCAUGUCCUUCGUGGGCGUCGCCUGCACGCCCCUCACCCAGGUGGUCAUCCAGCCCUACAAGAGGUCCCUCAAGACCAAGGAGUCCAGCAAGCUGCCCAAGGGGGAAAUCGUGGUCGAGAUAAAGUUCGUGGAGAAUUUGCUCAAAACCGAGGAAUUAUUCUACGAGGAGCUGGAGCACAGGAAGGAGAGGGAGUUGGAUAUUCUGCAGCGGCCGCCGGUUUUGGCGAAAGUUAGGGCUUUGGCGAGUUUACUGAAGCUGUGGUUCGCGGAGGUGGUGACCGACGAGAUAAUCUCGUUGGGGGUUUGCUCGAAUGGAGCUUUCAGGUUUCCUCCAGGGGUUUGCUUUUCGCAGCCGGUUAGUCUGAACGAGAAGCGGAUUUGGGAGCCGGUGGCGAGUCUGCCUUUGACUUCGUUGACGCAGAGGAAGGUGGCGGAUAUUGUGCUUCAGGUCGAAGGGCACUUGAAGAAUUUCGGGAUCGGGGAUAGGUUGAGAUGA
Messenger RNA from Zophobas morio, 1446 nucleotides. Its product is annotated as putative malate dehydrogenase 1B. Gene Ontology annotation, molecular function: L-malate dehydrogenase (NAD+) activity. Bases 10 to 1446 code for a protein of 478 amino acids. The record is from RefSeq and is a predicted model, not a curated record. NCBI's taxonomy places the organism in Eukaryota, Metazoa, Arthropoda, Insecta, Coleoptera, Tenebrionidae. Gene Ontology annotation, biological process: oxaloacetate metabolic process; tricarboxylic acid cycle; malate metabolic process. The transcript has 5 exons.